AUGGACGACGCGCUCCUCGCCCUGCUGCAAGGCGACGACGCGGCGCACGGAGGUUCGCUAUUGGGCAGCAGGCAGGCCGUCGCGAAGGCGUUCGAGGCCGCGCUGCUCGGCGCUGUCGGAAUCCCCGACGCGGAGGCCGCUGCAGCGCUUACAGUGCGCGUGCGUGCUGCCGCUGCUACGUUCCUCGCGGCACCGACACCGGGGCCACUGGAGAUGCUGCUGGUGCGGGUUGUGACACUUCUGCACGCCUACAGUGUCGUCUGUGCUCCCGCCUCGGUGAACGGUGGGACUGCACAGCUUCCUGCAAGGACGAGGGAGGCGGCAAUCGCGCUGUCGGCUGCCCUUUUUUCGCGGCGUCUGCGAACUGUGGGGAGAGAGACUGACGAUGGCGGUAAUGCUGACGCGGGUGAGGAUGAUGGUGAUGAUGGUGGCGUGCCAGCGCAUGAGUACCCGCUGUGGUACUGCUUCCUUUAUGUGUUCCUGCAGCAAUUGUCGGCGCGGGGAGACGACUUCACCCUGUGGAAGCAGUUUUUCCGCGAAUGCAAGGCUGAGUGCGAGAAGUUGACCGGGACGCAGGGGAUUUCAGAGGAGAGGGAAAGCGAUCAUGACGAUAAUGAUUUCAGCAGGAGCGAACACCUUGGUACCAAGGCGUGGGGCCUGGUGUCAACUGAGAUGUUUGACGCCACCGUUCUCAGGACGCGAUUUCGCCGUUCGGCCAUAGUGUGUAAGUCGUUUUGCCCGCACCUUGUCGCGCAGGCGCCUGGCACGACGUAUCAGCUGCGGCGCACACUACACGCAUUCAUGUCGGAGUGGGAGCAGCUGCAACGGCAGAACAGCAUACCAAGCAAGGAGGCAGAAGCGGCAGUUGUGGCGCGCUACGGCGAGGAGUUGGGGCGUCUGCUGGGCGAAGGCCAAGUGCACUCCUUUCUGCUGGCGACUGUUAUUGGGGCGGUGCUGUCCUCGACGUACAUUUUCUCACGGCGUGCCGCACGCGGUCAGGAUGCGGGGAAGCGGCACGAGUCACGUGAAGACACCUCGACGCAGAUGGAGUUGCGUUGGCGACAAGCGCACUACCCGCCCAUUGGACGGCUGCUCGACCACCUGCACAUCCGCCCGCUCCUCGCCGUGCACCUCUACGCCUUCUGCAUGCAGGUUUGCAUUGGGCUGUCGCCGACGCACUACACAGAGGCACGGCAGAAGUUGGCGCUGUGUUUGUACCUCACAGAGGUGAGCCCACUGUGCGUCGCACUCGCCGUCUAUCACUACGCCGCCACUGCAACAAGCCAACCGAGUACUUUGGAAUGGAAAGGAGGAGUAAUAACUGCUUUGCCAGGUGAGGAGCUCGCGUCCUUCACGCUGGCACUCAACCACUAUGUUCAAGAGGCACGCAAUGAACUCUAUCUCGUCACGGUUGAGGCUGGACCCACACGGCGGCGACCAUCACGGCACAGCAGCAGCAGCAACAACAACAACAACAACACCGAGGACGAUGAGCCCCUUCCAGUCAAUGGGGAAUUGCAGGGACCGCGUUUUGCCAGGACCGUAUUUCCCGUUCCCUGCCCGACGUGGAGCAAGUACCUUGUGGAGGAAAAAGUGUCAACGGGAGGAGCGAAUAAACCCACUGCGAGUGGAACAGGUGCAUUUGCGAAGAACAUUGCAUCCACACCGCGUCUGACGCCGUUACAGUUCGUGUUGGAGCUUCUGGAGUUGGGACUGCCAGGCCUUGCGGCGGACACCAUCACGCAACUACAGGUGGAGAUGAAGUUGAAUGUGUGUCUUGUACCGGCAGCUGCCAUGCCGAGUGGUGGUGGUGGUGGUGGCAACAUUGCCACCAAUGUCAUGCGGCGCCUCCAGGUGAUUCUAGAGGAGAGGACGGAGGGGAAAGGAACAGGGGGUGGGAAUGAUGUCGAGAGUAGUGCGCAGCAACAAGGAUUGCUCUCAGCACCACUGCGGGCCCUAGAGGCGUAUUACCCGCUUCUGUCGACUAUUCACGCGUACGUGGCAUCACAGGAGUUUCUUUGCAGCUUGGUGGAAGGGCUUACAAGAGAGUGUGGUAAGUUUAUAAAUUCCACGCGUUGUAACCAUCAUGACCCUCAGCAGCAACAGCAACAACAAUAUCAUCCGAGCGAAGAUGAGGAAGCCAUCAGCAAUAUGAGACAUGAUGAGGACGAAGUGAAUAACAACGCGCUGUGCAGAGGCGCUCUGGGACUGGCGGAGUCAUAUCUUAUUCACGUCAUCAUGCCAUGCUUGCGUGUCAUUGCGCCAUCGCCAAUAUUAUACGACCGCAUCCAGGGGCUGCUCCUGCUGCUUAAGGUGGAAGGACCUGUGGUGCACUUUGGCAGCAACCCUGUUGAGUUCCUCCACAUUUCCGCGUGGAUGAAUUGGUUGGUGCACCCACCAACGUCCACCUUGCUGCGGCGGGCCCCACACGACACGCUCCGCUCCAAGGAGUUGGAGUCUCUUUUCACACAGUCGCUGAAGCGCAUGACAGCAGCUAAUGUUGCGCGCUAUGCUAGUCUACUGCGUCCGGCGAUAUACGCGAACCCGCUUCUGGUGGCGGAGAAGCUGUUUCAGCAGGCGGUGGGGUACGGCAACAAUUUUUUGCCUAUCCACACGCAGCUCCUGAAGGGGGCUCCAGCAGCCGUCAUGACACUCAUUGCACACGAGGGUCUGGCGCUUAUGCGGCGGUACGCGGAAAAGGAGCGCAUCGGAACGACCGACGCUAAUCGUGUUGGGCUCAUUGCCACGUUCCUGGCGGUGCUCUGGCGCGACAACCCACGAAGCUUUGAUGGGGGUCUGCUGCUGCGGGCAGCCGAGUACGCCCUGCGCAGAGAAGCCCGCGCGUCCAUUGUAUUUGGGCUCGAACUGCUCAGGUCGAUCUUGCACGAGCUGCUCGACUACACACUCGAACAUGAGGAGCAAUACAGCGUGGCGCAGGUGCAGGCGCUCAUUUCUCCCGCUGCUACUCAGUGGUUCGUGAAGGGGGCCGCCGAGUCUUUCCGCCGCGGCCGCUGGGACGCGUGCCUCACGCCGGCGGUGCUGGCGGCCUCUGCCUCGCUGCUUCGUGUCGCACUGCAGGAGCGUUGCGUCAUUCCCGUCGAGUCACAGGCAGACAUGAACGAGGAUGAAGAAGCAGCGGAGCAGCAGCAGCGUGACGCGGCCCCGUCGACGGUAGAGUUCACGCUUGGGCAGUCCCUGCUGCUGCACCUCUGCCGCCUACACAGCCGCAUCUACGCGGUGCAGGCAGACCUCGCGGCACCGAUGCAGACUGUGCUGCUCACGUGUGCGCGGGACAACAAUGUCAUCAACGACCUGUUGCUGUGUGUAGAGGGACUUCUCCCGCAGGGGCCGCCGGUGGAGGAAAUCUACAUGCUGGCGAUGCCGCAUGUUGCCCUGCGCCUGACUGCCCGCUUCGCAGCGAAGGCUGUGCAGAGUGCAUCGGUGAGUAUACAGCAGUUCGCGGGAAUUGAUGCACUCUUCACCGUGAUGCCGUCUGAUGUUAGCGAUCACGUGGGGAGGGGAUCAGCGGCGCCGCUGCUUUCCAGAGGCUUCGACGGCGUUAUCCCUUUCGCACUUCUGCAGAAACUGUCAUGCUACACGGCUGCGCAUUUUGUUUACGAUGAGUCGGUGUACAAAGCAGCGGUGAAGGAGGUGAAUGAAUUCUUCAACCACGCCACCGCCAGGCUGAGAUCAGGCAGUGACAGCAGUGCCAAACUCACCAGCGACCCCACAAUCCGUUGGCUGCAGGAGCAGACGCGGCAGAUUCGACUCGAGAAGGAGGCCUACCAGAGGCUGUACCAGCAGUGUGAAGACGCACGUGCCACGUUGCUCGAUGAGCUUCGCCGGGGUGGUGUACUCAAUGCGCCCGUCGCAUUUGCAAAAUCAUACCUCCUCCCACGCGCACUUCUCAGCCUAGAGGACACCCUCUUCGUGUACCACUUCCUCAAGUGGCUGCUCGACGCCACAAGGGCCGAUGGCAGAAAGGGUGGCGAGUACGAGCGUGCCGUCGACAUUGUCCUGUCGCUUGUAACAGCCGUCGUGACAUUUUUUGUUGGAUUCACUGACGGUGAAUGCAAGCGGUUGGGUUUCCUGCUGAGUCUUCUUCUUGCCGCUCUGCAUGAAGGAACAGAAGAAAUGCCGUCGUCUAUGUGUGGUAGCAACAACAGUUCUGCAGUGGCAACUGACACUGGUUUGGCUGUCACGUCAGCGACGACCAUCACGAAGGAGGCGCUGAUGGCGUGCUUGGAACCGAAGCCACGCUCGCUGAUGAGCAUUCUCGAACCCCACGCCACCCCUGCCGCCGCUGCUGCUGGUGCUGAGAAGUGUAACAAAAAGGAAGAUGACAAGUUAGAGGAGGGCGAGACGAAGUUUGACGAUGUGCCAGCGCAUUUGGUACAACUCGAGGCAUACCUGUGCCGCUCCCUCGUGCAGUUGCUGGUACAUCAAAAAGACAUCCUUUUCCUCCACCGAAAUACUUUUCUCAUUCUGGAGCGUCUUACGAAAACCACACCCGCCUUUCCGUCAACGCUGUGUGCGACGGAGUGGCUCAUCAGCGCCGUCGCGCCGCACGCCGUGCGGAGCUCGUCAAGCUACGCCUCCGCAACAGCAGUGUUGAAAGUGCUGCAGGACAACCAGCAGCGGAAGCGGCAGGUGCUGCGGGGGACCAUGUCGGCGCCUUCCAUCACCCACACACUCCAGAAGCGUGGGCGGAACAGCAGAAGUGGUGGGGAUGAUGUAAAAAGCGCAGCGGAGCGGCAAACAGAGGCAUGGCGGAAUUUUUUGAAGACACGGGAGACAUAUGUGCGGCUGUUGCUCAACGCCGACAUGGCGGCCGCGGAGGCGCGGCGUGCCGAGGACGUCGGGCGGGAAAAGGCGCAGGACGAGGAGGAGGAGGAGCUCGAAGUGAUGGCGGCACAAGCGGGGAGCGUGGAUGAUGGUGACGCGGCGACAGAGCGCAGCUUCGCCCCCACUGGAAGUCGCAACGAUGAUGAUGAUGAUGACGAUGACGGCGUGACCGAUAAUGAGAUGAAGGAGGCAGAAGAAGAAGAGGAGGAAGAACGGCGGCAGAAGCAAGACGAGGAGGAGGAGGAGGUUGAGCCGGAAGGAACAAUGACAACUGGAAGCCGUUGCGGGAGUGAGGUUGGAAGCAGCAAUUCCACGCCGGCGCGCAACGAGGCGAAGAGAGGCCGAGACGCGGCGGACAGCAACGGCAGCAACAAUAACGGGGACGAGAAGGAGGGAGACGGCAGUGGCGGCGGCGACGACGAUGACCAGCCGCCAAAAACAGUUCUUCGGCUAGAGGAGGAUUGA
Trypanosoma grayi is the source of this 5310-nucleotide messenger RNA. RefSeq names its product putative helicase. The transcript has a single exon. The record is from RefSeq and is a predicted model, not a curated record. NCBI's taxonomy places the organism in Eukaryota, Euglenozoa, Kinetoplastea, Trypanosomatida, Trypanosomatidae. The coding region runs from base 1 to 5310 and encodes 1769 amino acids.